This is a messenger RNA of Laccaria bicolor S238N-H82, 1445 nucleotides long. RefSeq lists its product as uncharacterized. NCBI's taxonomy places the organism in Eukaryota, Fungi, Basidiomycota, Agaricomycetes, Agaricales, Hydnangiaceae. The transcript is spliced from 5 exons. The coding region runs from base 1 to 1332 and encodes 443 amino acids. The record is from RefSeq and is a predicted model, not a curated record.
AUGGGUUUGGACUAUCCCAUCACUCGGCCUUUCCCACAGAAAUGGCGAUGGUUUACUCCACUGUCCUUCGCGGGUGCAUUCAUCGCCUUGGUGUUUCUAUCCACCAUAUAUGUGGCCUUGACUGGAUAUGAAACCAUCACUGUCUUCCAAAGCGACUUCAAUGCUACCCAAUCACUCUGGUACAACAAAUAUAUGCCGUAUCGCGUCCCCAGGCCUGGAACGCUUUGUGAUCCACACAUCUUCAACGCCGGAGAUCCAUUCACAACAAAUUACACCCUCUUUGAGUGGACCUUUCAAUCUAUCGUUAGAGCUAAUGCAGGCAAUUCUGGCAUUUCUUAUAAAGGCGAGACGCUGAACGACUGCGAUGUCUCGUCCAUUUACAUGGAUGCAGAUCUUCGGACAUGGUCGGUCGCUAUUACCGUGGUGAUGCAAUGUCAACGCGAGAACCUUUAUACGAUCAGCGCAAAAACCUCUUUUAUUAGUGCGAUUUUACCAGGGAGCAACUUGCCUCUGUUGGGAAUGGUGAACUUGGCUGAAGGGAGUGAUAUGCGUCCUGUCGUUUUCCACGCACUACUUCAGGCAGCAACACAGGAUCUCGGAGGAAGAGGUUUUAACGCCCUCCAAACUUCCAAUUACACAAGCGCUGUUGCCAUAUCCGUACAAGCAGACAUCACACCUUGUCCCAUGUCACUUGGUUCUUCUGCGGCAUGUGGUCUAGCAACCCCCAACUUCACCAUCUCCUCUGCUGCUAUUGUCAUGACCAACCUUUCUUAUUUCCGAAACACCGCUCCGCCCAUCACUGUCUUGGAUGAUGAUACUAAGCUCCCCAUCUCUAAUCUGUUGCAAACUGUCUACGCUAUCAUUCGGGUGGAAUUCGGAAACCCCAGCCCAAACAAUUUUAUUCUCCACCCAAACGUAACGGAUAAUAUAAUCGUGUCCAAGUUUCCCGCCACGCCACUAAACCAGGGUGGGGAUGCGUUGGUCUCGGGGCUUUACCAGGAGUGGACAACCCCUGACCCAGAGACACAGAAGUAUUUGCCUGUGACUGUGUCUGGACCAGCAAACAUUCAAGUGGUGUAUCCAUGCCGAUUCCAACAACAGAAGACACCGGGCCAACUUUUCAUAUCAGUGUUGGUUGCGACAUUGGCCACGUUCUCCACGGGAUGGGCUCUAUUCAUGCGCUUGGCUGCCUCUUUUGCGAAGCGGAAAGGUCCAUCAGCGAAUCAGUGUCAAUGGCAUAGCGACGUUCAGAUGCAUCGACGAUCGAAUUCAAAUGACGCACACCCUACUCAAACCGGGAACCUAGAUUACAAAGAUUAUCAACCAGUUUGAAGCCUUAUCUCUUUCGACUCUGUUUUCAUUGGGUUACGGUGGCUCUACAUCACUAUGAAGAAUCCGAAAAGACCUCAACGGCAAUAUGUAAAAUAACGGAACCUGCCUACCAG